GGUGGUCCACUUACUAACGCAGGUGUGACGAUACAAUUUCCCAUCAGAUGUGUGCGACAUGGAAAUUGUGGCCAGUGAGAAGAACCUUUCACGCCUAUCGUCGUGCACAGCCGUAAAUCCGUGGUGCUAACGAAAAAUUCCCAGGAUAAAGGCGUAGAAAAAACGCAUAUUUUGACCUUUCACUAGUGUGCAUGCUAGGAGCACACUCCACACAAACCGCAGAAAGUUACUUCUUCAUCCUUGCUGCUGUUGGGCACGCGAGUGGGAGCCACCAGACACGUGCACUACGCCAGUUUUCCCUGUGCCGGAGAACGGUUGUGUGUGAUCAAUAUCUACCUCCAUUUAUCCAUGGUCCAACAAGAGGGAGCUUGCACGGGAUUCUGCUAAAAUCCUUACCGUCAACAACGAACCGAACCACCCGAACAAUAGUGCAUUCAUCCGGUGUCUUGUGCAUACUUCGUACCCAGCGUCCAAAGUACCGCCACCGAGUCCACCAUGGGGCUAUUCGAUAAGCUGGCCAACAUGUUGAAGAUCAAAAAGGAACAGAUCAAUAUACUGGUGGUCGGUUUGAACAACAGCGGCAAAUCAACGAUUGUGAACCAUUUUAAGAACCCGAACGAACGGACCUCCAUUGUGGUGCCGACGGUAGGAUUUAGUGUGGAACGAUUUGAAAGUAAGUACGACAAUGGGGUUUUCUUUACCGCGUUCGACAUGUCCGGUGCAACGCGGUAUCGCAGCCUGUGGGAACAUCACUUCAAAUCCUGCCAAGGCAUAGUGUUUGUAAUCGAUUCCAGUGAUCGCAUGCGUUUAGUGGUCGUAAAGGACGAGCUGGAAAUUUUACUACAGCAUCCGGACAUUGCCAACCGGCGUGUGCCCAUCCUUUUCUUUGCCAACAAAAUGGACUGCACGGAUGCGCUGUCUAGCGUAAAGAUUGCGGCCGGUUUAGGGCUGGAAAAGAUCAAAGAUAAACCGUGGCACAUUAGCUCGAGCAAUGCGCUCACCGGGGAAGGUUUGCAGGAUGGCGUCCAGUGGAUGGUACACCAGAUCAGGGAGUGCGUCGCGAACAGCAAGGAACAUCGGUAGAGAGAGCACAAUGCUUUUUUAUGUUUUUAGUGUAACGAAAAGUUGCUUUCUUUCGUACUCAGCCUCGAAACAGCAUCAUUGUUUUAUGUGAUCUAUUCUUUUUUGACCUGAAUAAAGCUUA
Molecule: messenger RNA, 1204 nt
Organism: Anopheles moucheti
Lineage: Eukaryota; Metazoa; Arthropoda; Insecta; Diptera; Culicidae
Gene: Arl6
Product: ADP-ribosylation factor-like protein 6
Exons: 3
Coding region: 496-1083 (195 amino acids)
Biological process (GO): intracellular protein transport; protein localization to cilium; vesicle-mediated transport
Cellular component (GO): axoneme; cytoplasm
Molecular function (GO): GTPase activity; GTP binding
Source: RefSeq, a predicted model, not a curated record